This is a messenger RNA of Branchiostoma floridae (Florida lancelet), 2814 nucleotides long. RefSeq names its product collectin-11-like. Lineage: Eukaryota; Metazoa; Chordata; Leptocardii; Amphioxiformes; Branchiostomatidae. The record is from RefSeq and is a predicted model, not a curated record. The coding region runs from base 226 to 816 and encodes 196 amino acids. The transcript is spliced from 5 exons.
GUUGAUGGUGGAUGGACUGAAUGGAGCCCAUGGUCCGCUUGCAGCGUGACAUGUGGAGUUGGUGAGCAGACUCGGGACCGAACCUGCACCAAUCCUGAACCAGCUAACGGUGGGGCGGACUGUGAUGGACUGGCUCAGGAGACACAAGCCUGCGACACGGGGGUGUCCUGUCUAGUAAUAGUUGAUGGUGGUUGGACUGACUGGGGCUCAUGGUCCGCCUGCAGCAUGACAUGUGGAGUUGGUGAGCAGACUCGGGACCGAACCUGCACCAAUCCUGCACCAGCUCACGGUGGGGCAGACUGUGAUGGACCAGAUCAGGAGACACAAGCUUGCGACACAGGGGUGUCCUGUCCAGUAUUGCCGACCCGAGAUUGCUCGGACGUGUACCCUCGCCUGCGCCCUGCCAGGAACUUCGGCAGGUACCAGAACAAAUACUGCUUUUGGUCCUCUGCGUGGAGAAGCAGACGGCUGAACUACACAAAAGCCCAACAAAAGUGCGAGUCCAAUGGCGGGACGUUGGCUAUGAUCAAAGAUGCCAGUGUGCAGGCAUUUAUCAACAACCACCUGAAGACUAGUAGCGGUAGAACUCAAAGGAACUACUGGAUUGGCCUGGAUGACCUGAACAGGGAGGGUGUGUUUGAGUGGAAUGACGGGACCAAACUGGGAAGCUAUCGCAAGUUCAAGUCCAAACGCCCUCACAAAAUAAGGGACUGUGUGGCACUGUGGAGGACGGCCAGACGGAGUCGUUGGUUCCCACUGAAGUGCAAGAUCAGUCUGCCCUACAUCUGUCAGAUGGACUACAAUGUGAACAAGUAAGAUGAUGACAUACGUGACGUCAGCAGAACAGCCUUAUGACGUCAGGACAACGUUACUACAGCACUUUAGUGACUAGGAUGUUGUCAAAGCUAGACAAGUAAUUUGAAAUAGUCUUUAAUAGCAUACAGCUUUACAUACACCAUAGUUCACACUUUAAUUCAAUGCGAAACAAUAUAGCUGAUCUACUACUUGCUACUACAUGUUUCACUAGUCCUGCAGAAGAUUUCUUUGCUCCCAAAGUUUGGCUACUGUCAAACUGUACUAAAUGUCAUCAUCGUCGUAAAUGACAGUUUCAAUUCAUUUAACUUAUAACCUUUUACUCAUUUAGAGGGUAUCAUAUCAGCACCUUUAUGAUAGCAUCAAAUUCAAUUAAGACCAUUAAGUAACUAAAGAUUGGUACAUUUUUUAAAUGAUUUUAGAAACAGCACCCAGAUCUACAUAAGAAAUACCUACUAGUACACAGCUCCAAUUUUACCUGCAUAAGCAAGUGGUAUUUUAAGCCUUAGUAGUAAAAAUUAGGUGAUAAUAUUAGGCUAUAUGCAACGUCAUAUACUACAUUGAUCAUCAGUUAAGUAAGUACAAAUGUACCAAUGCAACAGAAUGAUAAACCAUAACGUACAAAUGCAGAUUGCAAUUAUAGCGCAAUAUACAUGUAACGAAUGUGACAAAUGAAUAUAAGCAGGUACUUACAUGCAGUAAUUCCAGAAAAUGUUGCACUUGAAGGUUGAGAUUGCAGUGUCAGUCAGGAACAGCCAGCCGAUUGGUUGAUUCCCAUUCUUGAUGUGUAACAUGAGGGAUGUAAAAUCAGUCGUCAAUGGAUUAUGUGUUAUUGUGCUAUUGUGUGGCAGUCAAAAAUUAUGCAAUGGCAUCCGUUAUGCAACGUCUUUCCAGUUAGGUUUGAUAUAUCCUAGCCCUACUAUGAAUUAUUUGGCAAUAUACACUGUACAUGUAGUAACAGCAAUUUUCAUUUUUGCAUCAACAUUAAGAAGAAAUGGUACACAUGUAUUAUACAGCAGUACUUAGUACAGUACUUGUAAUCAUACAAUGUAUGCAACAGUGUCUGCUAUGCAACAACUUACAAGUUACACAAGUUACUAGUACUAGGUCGAUAUAUAUUUCAAUAUCUUGUCUUUACUUAUAAGUUAUAGUGUAUAGAUCACUUACUGAGAGUUAGACACAUGAGGCAAUUACUAGUAGGUGGGCCCAGCAGGGUCGGUCAGCAGCCAUUGUCUUUACAUCCUUCCAGCUUACAAGUAUGUUGACUGCAUGUAGGUCCCUCUCAAUUGUCUGUAAUUCAUCUUGGGUAACCUCUGUGUCUCUUUCCUGUGUGGAGUUCAAUGUAUGACUUGGUUUGACUCAGUCUUAAAUUUUCUAGUGCAUUAAGUCUUAUAGCAUGGCUAAGCCAGCUCAGACGCCCUUGAUUGGUAAUAGGUUUUUAGCUUUUAGCAGUUGGCAUUUUCUAGCUCUAGUUCGAUUUCUUCGGCUAUACAAUAACAGCAUUAUUCACAUUUAACGUAAAUUAGUCACACAAAGUUAGUCUGGUGGAAGGCGUCCUCAAGCGUGCAACCCCAGGUCUUAACUCAUUGUCAAUUUCUUUUUAAAAACACAUUAAAGUUGCCAUGAAAUCAUAAUGAAAAAAAAAAUCAAAUUUUUAAUCAGAAAACAUGCUGAAUGUCUUUGGAAACAGUCUAAAUCUAUGAUCGUGAUGAUGUCGUCCAUUAAAUUAACAUAGUCAUCAAUGAUAAAUUAAAAAAAGUGUGGUAUAGAGGAUAUCAAGUAAUCAUUACUACAUUUAGCACAUUGUAUAACACUUUUACUUUUGCAUCUGUAACGUUAGUGGUUGCCAUCAGAAAACUUUUUGUUACUACUCUACUCCUCAGCUAUUCUCUUCAGUAACAGUAAAUACAAAUUGAAUGUGAUCUAUUCUGCAUCACUCUUAAAGGGACACAAUGCAAAUGUUGAAAUGCUAUAGGUCAUAUCAUUAGUGUCAGGAAAAAA